CAGAAAAAGAUGGAGCAUACAGUGACUGUGUAUCCUGCAAAGACCCAGCCCCUGCAGCACCACAACCUCCUGGUCUGCUCUGUGAAUGGUUUCUAUCUGGGCCAUGUUGAAGUCAGGUGGUUCUGGAAAGGCCAGGAAGAGGAGGCUGGGGUGAUCUCCACAGGCCUGAUCCAGAAUAGAGACUGGACUUUCCAGACCAUGGUGAUGCUUGAAACAGUUCCUCAGAGUGGAGAGGUCUAUACCUGCCAACUGGAGCACCCCAGCUGGAGAAGCCCUAUCGUGGUGGAAUGGAGGGCACAGUCUGACUCUGCUCAGAGUAAGAUGAUGAGUGGAACUGGGGGCUUUGCUCUGGGUCUGCUCUUCCUUGUGGUGGGGCUGUUCACCCACUUCAGGAAUCAGAAAGGACACUCUGGACUUCAGCCAACAGUUUUCUGGGAAAUGAGUGCGUUAACAGGUAUUAGAACUGACUUGGGUUUAGGCUUGCUUAUGUCGGUUACCAAGGCAUUUGAGCCACCUCAGUCUAAUGGCCUCCUUGUCACACUCUCAGUCAUCAUUAGGGUAACUCAUUUCACUGUGAAAUUAAGAGGUUGCAAAAUCACAUUUGAAGAAGUUUUUUCUGCUGUUCAUCCUAUUGUUCAUGUUCCCGUUUCUCAAAGCACGAUGAGAUCUCCGAUGUAUUACCGCUUUAGAGUUCCUGUGAAGACCUGUAAGACCCUUGAGAGAACACAGCUCAUCAGGGGGACAACUGAUAACUAUCAGAAGGAAAAUACCCAGAGACUGAAAUAUGCAUCUAGUUAG
Bubalus bubalis (water buffalo) is the source of this 798-nucleotide messenger RNA. Its product is annotated as H-2 class II histocompatibility antigen, E-S beta chain. Gene Ontology annotation, cellular component: MHC class II protein complex; late endosome membrane; lysosomal membrane. Gene Ontology annotation, biological process: peptide antigen assembly with MHC class II protein complex; antigen processing and presentation of exogenous peptide antigen via MHC class II; positive regulation of T cell activation. The transcript has 6 exons. Gene Ontology annotation, molecular function: MHC class II protein complex binding. NCBI's taxonomy places the organism in Eukaryota, Metazoa, Chordata, Mammalia, Artiodactyla, Bovidae. The annotation marks the transcript as partial. The record is from RefSeq and is a predicted model, not a curated record.